CUCUAACACCCACGAAGCAGAGCUGGACCCACGCUCUCAUCAAUAAGCGACGAACAUGGCCGCCUGUGGGCUGUUUCGCUCCGUGUCUUCCAACUUUUUCACAGUAUUGCCUUUACUCACCCGCUCGGCAACACUUUCCCCGUUGCGGCUGGCGUCCACACCUUAUUUCGGAAGGACGCUAUCCUCCUCUAGCCGGGCAGCAGCAGCACUUAAAUUCACAGACAAGCACGAAUGGAUCCGAGUAGAAGACGACGGGGUUGGGACUGUGGGUAUCAGCAACUUUGCGCAAGAGGCUCUGGGAGAUGUAGUUUACUGUGGACUGCCAGAUGUGGGAACACAGCUGGCUCAGCAAGACGAGUUUGGAGCUCUGGAAAGUGUGAAGGCAGCCAGUGAGCUAUAUUCCCCUUUGACUGGAGAGGUUGUAGAGAUCAAUACGCUACUGGCAGACAAGCCUGGUCUGGUCAACAAAUCCUGCUACAAAGAUGGUUGGCUGAUGAAGAUGACCAUUGCCAAACCUGCAGAGCUCGACGCUCUGAUGGACGAAGCAGCCUAUGAGAGAUACAUCCGCUCCAUUGAGGACUAACCUGAACCCUCCUAAUAAGUGCUACGCUCCCUUUCUCCUUUUCAAACAACACUGGCAGGGAAAUCCACAAGGUGUGCCUGUGUCGGUUACAACACCAUGCUUAGCAUCCACAAGGGGAGCUUAAGAGCUCCAGAUCCUGACCUGCCACUGUUGUAGAGCUGUGAGCAUUAGGAAUCCUUUUUCUACUUUAGGGGACCUGUCAAUCUGCACUGACUAAACAUCUUAUGUUGAGUUGUUGCAGCCUCAAAUCCUCAAACAAACGAGACUGUUACUCACAGUCAAUAGAAGUUUCCAAGCAUUUCAGUCAAAACUUGAAUUUCUGUUGUAGGACAUUGUUUAAAAAGCACUUUGGUCUUUAUGUUAUUAAUAAUAAUGUUGGUCUACACUGCAUGUUUUAAAAGCAACACUGUAGACAUGUAAAUUAGAAAAUAAACAUUUCCUGAAACAUUG
This is a messenger RNA of Larimichthys crocea (large yellow croaker), 1033 nucleotides long. Its product is annotated as glycine cleavage system H protein, mitochondrial. The record is from RefSeq and is a predicted model, not a curated record. The transcript is spliced from 5 exons. Gene Ontology annotation, cellular component: cytoplasm; mitochondrion; glycine cleavage complex. Lineage: Eukaryota; Metazoa; Chordata; Actinopteri; Sciaenidae. The coding region runs from base 56 to 583 and encodes 175 amino acids. Gene Ontology annotation, biological process: glycine decarboxylation via glycine cleavage system; protein lipoylation.